AUGAGCCCGCAGACUAAGCCGAUUACGCAGACCAGAAAGAAGGCAGCUGCGGCUAUGAUUAUGAUAGACACUCUUGAAGGAUUCUUUAAGGCUACAUACCCUGUAGUUAAAAUUGAAUUGAUGAUGGUGGAGUUUGGGAAUGUGGAUGUCUCUAUGGUUACUUCAGAAGUAAACGUUGUUGAGCUUAACCAGCUAAUAGACGUUGUAGGUGUAGUUGAGGAGGAGAGCAGUGUUGUUGAGCUUUCUAAGGCGGACGUAGGCACUCCACCACUUUUUGCAGAUGGAAGCUCUGUUGGGCUUGUGAAGAUAGAAGUUGAAUUUGCCAAAGUAGUAGAUGGGGCAGAACUUGAAGAGAAAAGCGCUAUAGAAGUUGAAUUUGCCAAAGUAGUAGAUGGGGCAGAACUUGAAGAGAAAAGCGCUGUUGAGCUCACCAGGCUAUUUGAAUGUGAAGAGUCUAAAAUAGCAGAUGCUUGCAUGUGUCGUCGAAGUGAGAGGUGCAGUUACAAAAAAUGAGC
Strongylus vulgaris is the source of this 515-nucleotide messenger RNA. NCBI's taxonomy places the organism in Eukaryota, Metazoa, Nematoda, Chromadorea, Rhabditida, Strongylidae. The record is from the annotation of a GenBank genome assembly.